Messenger RNA from Trypanosoma grayi, 1578 nucleotides. RefSeq lists its product as hypothetical. Lineage: Eukaryota; Euglenozoa; Kinetoplastea; Trypanosomatida; Trypanosomatidae. The record is from RefSeq and is a predicted model, not a curated record. The transcript has a single exon. The coding region runs from base 1 to 1578 and encodes 525 amino acids.
AUGGAGGUCGCUGAACAUCAGGAGCAGGCGAACAACAGUGUGUCAAUCCCGUCCAGGACGAGCCUUGAGCUGCCAAUUCCGCGGCACCCGCCCUCCGUCGGGUGUCAGCACUCCAACGGCUCGGUGGGAUGCGGCAACAGCUCCAGCAGGAACUCUGUGCACCGCAACAGCAGGUCUGGUGUGCACAGCAACUCGGUAUCGGAGACGCCGACCGCGUACCGCAGGAGCUACAGCCUCACGGAGGAGAGUGCCCCACCUCCGCCAAAGAAAAUGGAGGUGUCGCGCGAAGUUCAGCCCUCGCACGCGCGCCCGGACUGGAAUAGCCACCGCAGCCAGGUUGAUGCAUCACCGAAAGAGAAGUUGCCGCGCAUCAAUGUACAUGUAAAGAAUAAGUACGACUUUUUAUACAAUGGAAAGAGUGUCACGGAUGCCAAGAAAACGCCUUACCAGCGUCACAUGUACGACGAUUUUUCUGGUUUCCAAAGAGACAAAGAUGCGGGUUGUUCACCUAGUACACAGUAUAAAAGAGGUUUGGUUGAGGCAUUGCGUCGGGUGGACUUUGCAUCCGCAUUGGCGCAUUAUGAUAGGGGGGAUAAGGAUUCGGUCAUUCUGAAGAAUGCUGAAUUGCUUUUUGAAGUGCUCGCCAUGCGUACGACCUUCAUCACACCGGAAAUGUUGCAUGAGCACUUUCUUCUAUGUACCCCACCCGGUGUGGCGCCGUACGAGGCGUAUGAUUUUCUCAAGGAAUCGUGCGAGGGUAAAAAAGAACUGAGUUUUCCGUGUUUUUUGCAAUAUGGAGACAAAUUGCGGGAUCGCGUCUUCGCAUAUGAUAACUUUGUGUCACUGGAGGAUAGCGAGAAAAUCGCGGCGAUUGCUGAGCGGGUGUUGAAAGGGGCGUCACCGUCACCGAGGAGCAGCGAGGCGCGACAUAUUCUUAUCAAGGCCUUGGAGAAUCAAGAGGAAGGUCAUAUGACGGGUGAGGUGCGUCCUAUGCGUCUGUACGAGCUGCUGUUCCUCGCCGAUAUGCAGAGAAAGGCGGGCCGCCCGGGCGCCUUACUGUCUUCCAAGGCGCACCGCAAACUCUCUAGCAGCGCCACCAACACGGCGGAGUUGCCGGCCGCACGCAAAAAGAGUUGCGGCGAGGAGGUUUCAUGGGAGGGCGAACACAGCAAGAGGAAAAAGAACAACGGCAACUGCGAAGCCAACAAAAUCAACGUGAACAGUGGGAGUAGCAACGUGUACCCAACCGAGGAGUACGUUCUGCACCCGGUGGAGAGUCAGGGACAGCUGACCCAAGGAGGGAGCACGCGGGAAAGAAAAUCAAAGUCGCGUGGGGGAAACACCGUCAGCACCACCAGUUCACGGUCAAAACGAAACCCCUACUGUGGUCGCACAAAGGGCCGCCAUGCGACGCCAAAUAAACAUGGGGCUUCUGUUCCGAAAAACGUGGACGACGAGGCGCUUGCGCUGGAGCGCUUUGAUGAGGCGUGUGAUCAGCGCCACCGCAAAGACGAUGCACUCAUCCAGACACUGGAAAAGAAGUAUGUUUAUGCGAGUCCAAAAGGCCUGAAUUUGUAG